Messenger RNA from Trametes versicolor FP-101664 SS1, 1023 nucleotides. Its product is annotated as endo-1,5-alpha-L-arabinosidase. The coding region runs from base 1 to 1023 and encodes 340 amino acids. The record is from RefSeq and is a predicted model, not a curated record. NCBI's taxonomy places the organism in Eukaryota, Fungi, Basidiomycota, Agaricomycetes, Polyporales, Polyporaceae. The transcript has 8 exons. Gene Ontology annotation, biological process: carbohydrate metabolic process. Gene Ontology annotation, molecular function: arabinan endo-1,5-alpha-L-arabinosidase activity.
AUGACGCUCCUCAUCACUACUUUGUACACGCUCUGUGCUGCUUUGGCAACGCUGUCGUUGAGCAGCGUCGCUUCACCGCUCGCCACCACCUUUCCGGACCCUUUGGCACUGUCAGGUGCCCACGUCUACGUGCAUGACCCCAGCCUUAUUCAGCGUGAGAGUGAUGGAAAGUACUUCCUGUUCACCUCGCAUGACAAAGCCGGGAUCAUCACCGCCGAUAAUCUCGCGGGCCCUUGGACGGAAAUAGGCUCCGUCUUGCCCGACGGUUCGGCUAUCAACCUCCCCGGGAACAACGACAUCUGGGCGCCGGAUGUGUCUUUCCACAACGGUGUGUACUACGCGUACUAUGCCGUGUCCGUAUCGGGCUCGAUGGACUCCGGCAUCGGCCUUGCGACAUCUAUCUCCAUGGACCCCGGUACCUGGACGGACCAGGGUCAGGUGUUCGCCACGAAGACCGGCGAUCCGUAUAACGCGAUCGACCCAACUCUCACCAUUGACGAGAAUGGAACACCUCUGCUGACAUGGGGGUCCUACUGGGGCGACAUCUAUCAGUUCAGCUUAGGGAACGACUUCAAGACGGUGGCGACUGACCCGGUGCAGGUGGCGCACAACUCCACGGCGCCCAGCCCCGUGGAAGGCUCCUUCGUAUGGAAGAACGGAGACUUCUUCUAUCUGUUCACUAGCAGCGGGCAAUGCUGCUCGUUCGACCCUAACAAUCUGCCUCCUGCUGGCAACGAAUACAAGGUCUUUGUGGGAAGGUCCGCAUCCGCGCAUGGCCCCUUCGUCGAUCAGGCGGGCGUUGACAUGCGCAACAACGGCGGCACCCUCGUGCUCGCCUCGCAUGGCGACGUCUUCGCCCCCGGCGGAGAGGGCAUCUUCACGGACUCGAAGAGCGGCAAAGACAUCUUCGUCUAUCACUAUCUACACUCGCAGGGCUCGAUCGCAUACGUGGAAGCAAACUCGAGCCUUGGUUUGAACGCUAUCGACUGGACCUCGGGUUGGCCUGUUUUGACAAGCAUCUGA